GCUCUUUAAAGCUUCAUUAUUCUCUUUAUAUACAACUAGAUGAUCCUUCACAUAUAAUGAAAACAUCUAAAACCUUUUCUCUAUAAAUAAACAUUUCUCUUUUCUUCACGAACCACUAAAAUCAAGAAAACCAAAUCCAACACUUCACACCGAAAAAAGAAUGACUACAAAACUCAAUCUCCUCUUCACGAUUUUGCUUCUCACACUUACACUCUCCCACUCACGCCCGAUCCGAUCCGGAUCAUCAACCGGAUCCUACUCGGAUCAGCUAAAGAAACACUCCAAAGGUAAUAACAACAAGAAUGACAAGGGCUAUGGAUCAUCAGGAGGCUACUUCGGACCAGGAACCGAACCAGGAACUGGUUUUGGUUUACCGGGUUUCAACGGCAAAGAUUGGGGAAACAUGGGUGGAGGAUACGGUGGUGGUUACGGCGGACCUAGUGGUGGAUAUAGCCAAGGAGGUGUGGUGAGACCAACGGUGGUUUGUAAAGAGAAAGGUCAUUGUUACAUGAAGAAGCUGACCUGUCCUGCUAAGUGUUUCAAGUCUUUUAGCCGUUCCGGAAAAGGAUACGGUGGUGGUGGUGGAGGCGGUGGUUGCACCUUUGAUUGUAAGAAGAAGUGUGUGGCUUAUUGUUGAAAAUGUGAAUCUCGUGGUAAAUGUUUAUUUAUAUAAAAUAUAUUUAUAGUAUAUAGUCUUUUCAAUCUUUCUUGAUUUGGUAUGUUUUGAGUUAUCUUACAAUAAAUGAUAUAUCAUAUGGUUUGGUUAAUU
This is a messenger RNA of Capsella rubella, 769 nucleotides long. RefSeq names its product putative glycine-rich cell wall structural protein 1. The coding region runs from base 161 to 637 and encodes 158 amino acids. Lineage: Eukaryota; Viridiplantae; Streptophyta; Magnoliopsida; Brassicales; Brassicaceae. The record is from RefSeq and is a predicted model, not a curated record. The transcript has a single exon.